ACUUAAGUCAUCCUGUGUGCCAGACCGCCUAGGUGCUGCAGCUCCAGGAGCAGAGGAGCUGUCAUCUGCUUCCCCCCUCCCCCCGUGGGUCUGAUGCCCUUGGCGACUUCCUAAGAGCAACAGGGGCCCUCAUUUCUUUACAGGGGGCUGUGCCCCCGGGCUCUCCACGCAGUUGCAGAGAGCCAGGACCCGAAUAUUUAAAUCACGAUGGCGUUAAACACGUUUUAAUAUCUGAUAGGGCCAGUUUCUGCGCAUUGCACAUUUUUUUUUCCUUUGAGGAACAUGUUUGGGCCCGCGGCAGGGGGCGGGGUCGCGCCUCCGCCUCGGCUCCGGUUCCAGCAGAGCCUCAGCGACACAGAGAUGGAAAUCCCGAGGCUGCUGCUGGCUCGCCGGACGGCGCAGGGCGGCGGCGGCGGCGGCGGCAGCCCCGCGGGCGGCGGCGGCGGGGUCCACCCAGGCCCCAACUCGCCGGCUUGUCAGGCCCCGGCGCGCCGCCUCCUUCUGCUCCGGGGGGCCCAAGAUGGCGCGGCCAGGCCGCGGAGCGAGGAGGCCCACAGGGCCUCGCGGGGCCCUGGCCCGAGCCCGAGCCCGAGCCCGCUGGCGCCCAGGCCGGAUCUUGCGAUCGGCGGCGGAGGCGACGACUUUUUCCUGUUGCUGCUCGACCCGGUGGGUGGCGACGUGGAAAGCGCGGGCGCGGAGCAGGCCGGAGGGCCGGUGCGGAGGGAGGAGGCCGAGGCGGGCCUGGGGCCCCAGCGGGGCGAGAGCGGCGCGCGGCCCGCCGGCCGCCCCGCGCUAGCCCCCCGCCGGCUGUCGGCCGUGGCGGCGGCCCCGGUGCCCGUGUCGGUGCCCGUGCCGGUGCCGGUGCCCGUGCCCGUGUCGGUGCCGGUGGCGGGCCCCGUGCCGGGCCUGAGCCCCGCGCCGGGCCCCGCGGCGGCCUUCGCGGGCACCAUCACCAUCCACAACCAGGACCUGCUGCUGCGCUUCGAGAAUGGAGUCCUGACCCUGACCACGCCCCCGCUGCCCGCCUGGGAGCCCGGGGUCGCGCCUUUCCCGCAGCCGCAGCCUGGGAGUCCGGCCGCCCCGCCGGCCGGCUUCCCGCACGCCGCUGCGCAGCUGGGCGACUGCCCCGAGCUGCCGCCCGACCUCCUGCUGGCCGAGCCGGCCGAGCCCGCGUCGGCGCCCGCGCCGGCGCCCGAGGAGGAGGCGGAGGGCCCGGCCGCGGCCGCCCAGAGCCCCCGCGGGCCGCUGGUGCCCGGCCACCCGGGCGUGGUGCUGUACCUGUGCCCCGAAGCGCAGUGCGGACAGACGUUCGCCAAGAAGCACCAGCUGAAGGUGCACCUGCUGACGCACAGCAGCAGCCAGGGCCAGCGGCCCUUCAAGUGCCCCCUGGGCGGCUGCGGCUGGACCUUCACCACGUCCUACAAGCUCAAGCGGCACCUGCAGUCGCACGACAAGCUGCGGCCCUUUGGCUGCCCGGUCGAGGGCUGCGGCAAGAGCUUCACCACCGUGUACAACCUCAAGGCGCACAUGAAGGGCCACGAGCAGGAGAACUCGUUCAAGUGUGAGGUGUGCGAGGAGACCUUCCCCACGCAGGCCAAGCUCAGCACCCACCAGCGCAGCCACUUCGAGCCCGAGAGGCCCUACCAAUGCGCCUUCUCGGGCUGCAAGAAGACCUUCAUCACCGUCAGCGCCCUGUUCUCCCACAACCGCGCCCAUUUCAGGGAGCAGGAGCUCUUCGCCUGCUCCUUCCCGGGCUGCAGCAAGCAGUACGACAAGGCUUGCCGCCUGAAAAUCCACCUGCGCAGCCACACGGGCGAGAGGCCCUUCCUCUGCGACUUCGACGGCUGCGGCUGGAACUUCACCAGCAUGUCCAAGCUCCUGCGGCACAAGAGGAAGCAUGAGGACGACCGCAGGUUCACCUGCCCCGUGGAGGGCUGCGGCAAGUCCUUCACCAGGGCCGAGCACCUCAAAGGCCACAGCAUCACCCACCUGGGCACCAAGCCCUUCGUGUGUCCCGUGGAAGGCUGCUGCGCCAGGUUCUCGGCCCGCAGCAGCCUCUACAUCCACUCCAAGAAGCACCUGCAGGACGUGGACACGUGGAAGAGCCGCUGCCCUGUGUCCACCUGUAACAAACUCUUCACCUCCAAGCACAGCAUGAAGACCCACAUGGCCAAGAGGCACAACCUGGGCCAGGAUCUCCUGGCGAAGCUCGAGGCGGCCAAUUCCCUCACGCCCAGCAGCGAGCUGACCAGCCAGGGUCACAGUGACCUCAGCGGGCCCGAGAUAGCCUGGAGGGCUCAGACAAUGGUAACACUCUGUUCCUCAAAACAAAUGGUGUUUACACGGAUAUUUCCACCUGGCUAUGCAUUUAUGAUUCAUGCCCAUUCUUUGGAUGAAUAUUAUACUUUCAUAAACCUUUUAUUUCAUUUAAAAGGAUCAAUAGUAGAAUAA
This is a messenger RNA of Perognathus longimembris pacificus (Pacific pocket mouse), 2451 nucleotides long. RefSeq names its product zinc finger X-linked protein ZXDB-like. Gene Ontology annotation, biological process: regulation of transcription by RNA polymerase II. The transcript has 2 exons. Gene Ontology annotation, cellular component: nucleus. Gene Ontology annotation, molecular function: transcription coregulator activity. Bases 283 to 2451 code for a protein of 722 amino acids. Lineage: Eukaryota; Metazoa; Chordata; Mammalia; Rodentia; Heteromyidae. The record is from RefSeq and is a predicted model, not a curated record.